Molecule: messenger RNA, 1158 nt
Organism: Lichtheimia ornata
Lineage: Eukaryota; Fungi; Mucoromycota; Mucoromycetes; Mucorales; Lichtheimiaceae
Exons: 3
Coding region: 1-1158 (385 amino acids)
Source: RefSeq, a predicted model, not a curated record
AUGUAUUACCACCACAACACCGAUCAACAAGACAUGCAGCAACAUCACAUAUGGCAAGAGGCUGCAGCUCCUUUGUGGGUCAACACCUCUCUUCCUUCCAACGGCACCACAACCACCACCCCUGUGCAACAAGCUUUAUCAACACCACUCACUGCACCAUCCAGCUCAACCGAUGAUAGCAUUGUAUUUGGCCCUACCAUGACCACUGUAGCUGCUACCAGUAAAACGACUGCCACGAUGCCUAUAUCUCCUACGGCAUACACAACUCCAUCUUCAAUACCAUCGCUCCCUAACCCACCUGCAUCUCAAGCCGCUACGGGAGGGCCUUGGUACGAUUUUAUGUCUCCAGAGCCCUUAUCAUUUGAUGAUACUUUACGUGAUUGCAUCAACAUGCUAUCUUGCCGUAAAGGUUCAUUCGAUUUUGCACAAUUUCAACAAGCACAGAUUAAACAAGAGCCAUUACUGAGCCCAGGGGUAUCACAACAUGUGGACGAUAAUGUGAUUGUAGCAUCAAGUCUCAGUGAGCCAUUGACGACGCCAGCAAGAGAACAACAGUAUCAUCAUCAUUCAUCGGCUUCACCAUCACCACCAUCAUCACAUCAUCAUCAAUGUCAACAUCAUCAUCAUCAACAACAGCAGCAACAGCAAAUAGGCUAUACACAACAACAACAACCUGAAGCAGUCGGUGUGCUAGAGCAUCCACCAUCACUACCUUAUAGACAUCCGCCUAACAACAUGCCACCUACAUGGCUUCCGGAAGUGCAAAUGGAUCAAGAUGCAAUGCCACGAAGGCAAAAGCCACGCUACAAAGACGACGAAUAUAGCCCAAAGUGGGUACGCUACUCUGGGCAUCUUAAAGAAGGCUAUUGCGAUACUUGUGUUGAAGGCCGAUGGCUUCAAUUGAAAAACAGCGCGUAUUGGUACCACAAGCAGUUUUAUCAUGGCAUCUCCUCUGUUUCUGGAAAGCACUUUGCAGAACCACUAGAGCAAAGGCUCAACGCUGAAGGUGUCAUUGAAGGUCUUUGUCAUCAAUGCGAGACGUAUGUACCCAUUUGUAACAGUAAACGACGCCGUAACAACAUCUUAUGGUACAAACAUGCCCACAAGUGCCAUGUGUACAACAAGCCUGAAAAGUACAAUAACGUAUCUAUUUACUGA